AUGCCACCGCCAGAGUCAUCACGGCGAUCCAGCUCGCAACAACCCAGGACCCGAACCAGAGACAGAGACAGAGAUAGAGAACGACGGAAAAAUGGACAACGGAAGAGAAAGUCGGAGAGCUCGCGGCGCCCAGUUCCAGACUCGGAGGACAAUCGGGAUAGAAGCUCAAGAACAUUAUCAGCAAAUGCCUUAGCAGACCUUGAGAGGGAGAAUGCGCGCCAGAAGAAACGAAGCGAACGGGCGAGUCGAGCAUACAAAGGCGAAUCCAGAAAACCCCCACGGAGCGAAGAAUACCGGAAAAUAGCCCGCGAUCGUGAUCCUGACAGGCCACGGACUCAUGGCAAGAGCAAGAAGAAAAGGGUGGUGAGCGGAGCGAUCAUGGAAGAGGGACAUUCAAAAGCCCAUCUUCGUGGCGGUGGGGGAAGCGUUGAUACUGUUGAGCAAGAGAAGGACUAUUACCGAUCAAAACCGCCAAAGAAGAACAAAAAGAAAUUGUGGAUUGCAAUUGGUGUGAGCGUUGUCGUGCUUAUCCUCAUCAUCGUGGUGGCAGUCGUUGUCAGUAACAAGAACAAGAACAAAGAUGGAGGCAGCGACAAGAGCGACAAUUCAGAUGGUUCAACCGAUGAUACCUCAGACUUGGACGGAAUGGAUUACUCAACAAUACCUGAAAAAUGGCAAAAGACAUACCUCGACCCCUGGACGUGGAAGUCAACGACCGAUUUCAACCUUACCUUUACCGACGAGAUGGUUGGAAAUUUGCCCAUCAUGGGCCUCUACGACGACUGGGACGAUUCAGCUCAAGCCAACGAGAAUGUUCCGCCGUUGAACAAACCUUGGGGCUCUUAUGGCAAGAAACCUGCUCGUGGAGUCUGUAUCGGAGGAUGGCUCUACCUGGAACCCUUCAUCACGCCCUCUCUCUUCAACUACGAUACCAAGGAGCACAUCAUUGACGAAUGGACCUUGUCGGAGAAGCUAGGCUCUGACGCCGCAAAAACAUUGGAGAAGCACUACGCAUCCUUCAUCACAGAGCAAACCUUCAAGGACAUUCAAGCAGCAGGCCUGGAUCACGUUCGCAUCGGCUUCAACUACUGGGCUGUGGAAGUAUACGAUGGUGAUCCUUAUGUAUACCGAACAUCCUGGCGAUAUCUUCUGCGCGCUAUUGAAUGGUGUCGCAAGUACGGUCUGCGAGUCAACCUAGAUUUGCACGGUAUUCCUGGUAGUCAAAAUGGAUGGAACCACAGUGGCCGAUGGGGAUCUAUCGGUUGGCUGAAUGGGAAAGAUGGUUCUCAGAACGCCCAGCGCGCACUUGACAUUCAUGAUCGUCUGUCCAAGUUCUUCGCGCAGCCCCGCUACAAGAACAUCAUCAGCCAUUACGGUCUCGCCAACGAGCCGAGGAUGACCAGCCUCAAGACAACCGACGUCAUUCAGUGGACAGAAAAUGCAUACAAGAUUGUGCGCAAGAACGGCGUCAAAGCUCUCGUAGUAUUUGGUGAUGGCUUCAUGGGCCUCGAGAACUGGCAAGGCCUGAUGACGGGCUACGACGAUAUGGUUCUCGAUGUCCACCAGUAUGUCAUCUUCAACGAGAACCAGAUCGACUUCACGCACCAGAAGAAGGUUGAGUAUGCCUGUGACGGCUGGACCGAGCAGGCUGAGAUUAGUAUGGAUCGGUCGACAGGUUAUGGCCCCACCAUAUUCGCCGAGUGGUCUCAGGCAGACACAGACUGUGCCAAGUUCCUCACCGGAGUAGGCUGGGGCACUCGCUGGGAGGGCACAUACGACACCGGAGACACGAGCUCAUCUAUCCUCGAGCCUCGAUGCCCAACCAAGGACGACAAGUGCUCGUGCCGCAGUGCCAACGCUGACCCUGACGACUGGAGUGACGAGUACAAGAAGUUCCUCAAGAUGUUUGCCGAGGCACAGAUGCAUAGUUUCGAGAAGGGCUGGGGGUGGUGGUACUGGACGUGGAAGACUGAAAACAACCACCAGUGGAGCUACGAGUCUGGUCUCAAGGCGGGUGUUUUGCCAGAGAAGCCCUGGGAUCGCGACUUCAACUGCGACAAGGACGUUCCUGACUUUGAGAAGGAAGGGUUACCUGAGUAUCUAUAG
This is a messenger RNA of Fusarium sp. VM40, 2106 nucleotides long. NCBI's taxonomy places the organism in Eukaryota, Fungi, Ascomycota, Sordariomycetes, Hypocreales, Nectriaceae. The record is from the annotation of a GenBank genome assembly.